Molecule: messenger RNA, 3968 nt
Organism: Athene cunicularia (burrowing owl)
Lineage: Eukaryota; Metazoa; Chordata; Aves; Strigiformes; Strigidae
Gene: ILRUN
Product: chromosome 26 C6orf106 homolog
Exons: 5
Coding region: 1-735 (244 amino acids)
Biological process (GO): macroautophagy
Cellular component (GO): phagophore assembly site
Molecular function (GO): ubiquitin binding
Source: RefSeq, a predicted model, not a curated record
AUGGUGGGAGCGGGAAGGAAUCUACAAGCCGCCAUUGGAGCCUACUAUGAUUUCGAGAGUCCAAAUAUCAAUGUACCCUCCAUGUCCUUUGUUGAAGAUGUCACCAUAGGUGAAGGAGAGUCCAUCCCUCCUGAUACCCAGUUUACAAAAACAUGGAGGAUACAAAACACAGGGACAGAGGCGUGGCCCCCGGGGGUUUGUCUGAAGUAUGUCGGGGGAGACCAAUUUGGCCACGUAAACAUGGUGAUGGUCAGGUCCCUGGAGCCCCAGGAGAUUGCAGACGUCAGCGUUCAGAUGUGCAGCCCCAGCACAGCAGGAAUGUAUCAGGGACAGUGGCGAAUGUGCACCGCCACAGGACUCUAUUACGGAGAUGUCAUCUGGGUGAUCCUCAGCGUGGAAGUUGGAGGACUUCUAGGUGUAACACAGCAGCUGUCAUCCUUUGAAACAGAGUUCAACACGCAACCACAUCGCAAGGUAGAAGGAAACUUUAACCCAUUCGCCUCUCCACAGAAGAACAGGCAACCAGAUGAAAACAACCUAAAAGACCCUGGGGGUUCCGAGCUAGGCACAAUCAGCAAAAACACAUGGGGGCCUGCUCCUGACCAAAUCGAACAAGAUCAGAAUGGACUGUCACAAAACUCUGUAAAUCUCUCCCCCAGCAGUCACUCGAACAACUUGUCGGUAGUGACAUACAGUAAGGGUUUCCACGGUCCUUAUCCCUUCGGACAGUCUUAAAACAUAAAAACACAAAACGGGUAUCGACAAGAGGAGAAUUUAACAAAGAACUGACUUUUGGGGGAAGGGAGAGGGGGAUUCAUGGCAGACAGACACAACGUGGACCCCCCCUUCUCUGCCUCCGUGUUCUGGAUAAAGAAGAAAAACAAAAGCCCAGUAACUUAAGACUAGCUGUUUCCAGAGGAAAAUACAAAAUCUAAGUAUGCAUGUGUGAAUGCUGGAUUUCAGGAGUGUUGUUAAAUGCUAUGAGAAAGAAAAUAUACCAACACCAUGGGGUUUUUUUUUUUUUAGAAAUCAUUCUCACAUAAUUAGGUAGCUUAAAAAGUUUAAAAAAUGAAAAUGAAAAAGCCAUCUUUAAAAAAAAUAUUUUGCCUACAGAGCGGUUGUAGUUUGAGCAAAUGUUUAAUUUCUGUUUGUUUCUUGUUCUUUUUUUUUUUUUUUUAAAUAAGGGACAGCGUGCAUUUUUACGGAACUGUCAUGGUUUGCUUGCUACCGAAUGGGAAUUUGCUUAGCAUCUUCUGGGGUUUGUGCAGUGACUUCUUUUUGUCAGACAUUUUUAGUGACAGGUUGGGUCUGCACCUAGCUCUGCAUUUUUAAUAUCAUCUGCUGGUUUUAGUUACCAACUUUAUAAUCUUGUUUCUUCUUUUUUUUUUUUUUUUUUUUUUUUCUCUUUUGGUUUGGGUGUUGCUGUUAGUUGUCCUGCAUGUCAUUGGAAACCAUGCUGAAGAACAGGUCUCAGUAGCAAAGUUGGAGAGAAAGACUGGGACUUCUAGGAUAACGUGGAGGGCUCAUUUCCCUUUCCCUUGUACAUGAAGUACAGGCAAAUACACACCCGUAUUAAUAAGAAACAGAAUUAUUAAAGUUCCAGAGCUGUCCUAUGUGGUUAGCAUCUUAAAAAUACCUUUUUGUUAACUCUUGAUGUACAGUAGCUGUGCCUAGAGCAAGCAAGCAUAUCGGUCUUGUGCCAAGAGGAAACUUUUUCUUUAGCAAUAAUUCACUUGGUAGUAGUUGCAAAGCUUCACAGAAGUCUUGUCCUUUUUAAUUUUGAAUCUCCCAUUUUUCUCUUAGACUCUAAGUUCGCAUUCAUUUCUCCUGUGAUAAAGCAUUAGCUUUCAGGUUAAUUGUUUGCAUUUUUGAAUGCAGAACAAGAGUUUGCAUCAUCAGCUGGAUUCGGCUCUGUCGCCUUGUAUUCAUUGGCCUUUACCAUCCUGACUUGUAGCUUCACUGAGGCUUUAACCUUCUAAAUGGUCUCUCCAGGGGGAGGAAUUACUACUUUAAAGAUUCGAGUUGCUCUGCUGUUCCUCAAAAAAAUUUCCUCCGGUUAUGGAUUGGGAAGUCCAGCGUGAGGGAAAGAGAAUGGCAGGCAGUGAGUGCUGUGCUGGAUUUCUGAAGUGCUGUGUCACCACAGAUCCCGCUGAAGGGGAGUGAAGUGAGGGGACACCGUUUUAUUCAGAAAUGUGAACAAGGCUGGAACAGCCAUCUGCCAAAGAUACAGUAAUGUGCAAAGCUCCCACUACCUUCUUCCACAUCUUUCCAGUGAAGACUCUUGUUCUUGUUGGAGCAGAGCGCAGACUUUACUGCAUGGUGUGUGGCUUUACGCUGAUUGCUCUCGCUCUUGACUAGUUGUAUUUUCUUGGCUGGCUUUCAAUGGGGGAUUCAUUUUCACUGCAGCUACCAAGGACUCUCUUAUCGUAGUGCAUACAGAUGGAUCUUGUGGGAGGACAGUGGGAGUUCCUUGUAUCCAACAGAGGAAGAAUCGGGCAAUAGAUUUUGUUUGCAUUUCAGAGGUUCAGUUGUUAAAGGUCACUGUUAUCUGAAGUCUCCUUUCCAAAAGCUCUUUGCUGGGAGAAACAAAUAUAAUGUAAGAAAUUACAUGCCUAAGAGGUGUUGCAGGCUUUGGACUCCUGGCUGUUUGCACUUGCAGUUUGGUGGGUGCCUGGGUCUCUCGGCGGCUUGCUAGAGCUGGUGAGCGUUAGGAACCCCUGGUGCUGUGCUGCCUGCUCCGUGCAGCUGUAGUGUCUGGUUCUUGUCCUGUAACAUCAUUUUGCCUUGGCUCAGUUAUCUCUCAGCCUUCAGUCUAGGCAAUGAUUUGCAUCGCUGGGGUUGUGUGGACAAGUGGAUUCUUUCCUCACUCCCUCCUUUCCAAGCACGUGGCUUGUGCAACAAGCUCUGAAGCCGUGAACACGUCUCUGGCCAUCACACCUCUUGUGAUACUGAAGGUGUCUAAAACACUGCUGUUUGUCCAAGUGAUUAGGUGAUUCCUUAUCUUUAUUAGCUCUUUUAUCAUCUGUGUAGUGGAAGGGGGGCAAAAUUAACAUCAGAGUCUGUAUGUUAUAGCUGGUGCUGCAACCUUUGCCUUUUGUCAGCUGAGGCAUCUGGGACACCCUUGAACUUGGAUAUCCCCACGCUGGCUUGCUUCUGCUCCUGGCCACCUCUGCUUCUCCCGUAUAUAAUGGCUGCCACAUCUGUGUUCCUGUGCUCCUCCUAUGACUGAAUUUUCCUUGGGAAAAAAAAAAAACAAACUUGCAUGCACCCCAAUAGUUGUGUGCUUUCCCACUCAGAAGGCAUACUUGUUCUGCGCAGACCUGAACUCACUCUCUCCUCUUGAGUGUUUUUUGGUCCGUGGUGUCCUUGUGGCAAGGGUCACUUACUCCAGGGGGUGAAGAAAGGCAGGGCCGGAUCCGAGUUGCUGCUGAAAUCUGCAGCGUCUUGCUGCUCACAUCUCCGCUCUCCCCCAGGCAGCUGAGCGUGAGCGCUCUUGUCUGUGGGAACGGUCACACAGAGCGCUGUGUGCUCUGAGGGUUGGCCUUGUAACCCUGGCUGUGAUAGUGGAGGAACAUUUAAAUUAGUGGUUGCUCUACCUCUGGGUUUUUCCUCGAGUAAAAAACUGUUUCGCUGAGGCCAAAGGUGGCUUUAUCUCUUCUGGUUCCUUGGAGUUCAGUGGUGCAGCCAGCCCUCAAAUUGCUCUCACUGUCAGGUUUCCAGCUUUUAAAGAGGGGGAUUUGAGAUGUAUUCAGCAAAGCUCUCUCCAGGUGACUUCAGGACACUGUGAUUGUAUUGGUUUCCACAGGGCUGAUGCAUUCAAACUCGUGGAGUCUUAACAUCAGAUACAUGAAACAAAACAGCCUGGCUUUUCGAAAGUGCUGAAUGCCAAAUAUUUUUGUGAGCCUGGAGUGUGUGUGGUGGCUCGGAUAACCCGAUCCACGUGAGUUACGCAGAACUCAGGCCUGUUA